This is a messenger RNA of Carassius auratus (goldfish), 1918 nucleotides long. RefSeq names its product SH2 domain containing 4A (gene sh2d4a). The coding region runs from base 313 to 1548 and encodes 411 amino acids. The transcript has 10 exons. The record is from RefSeq and is a predicted model, not a curated record. NCBI's taxonomy places the organism in Eukaryota, Metazoa, Chordata, Actinopteri, Cypriniformes, Cyprinidae. Gene Ontology annotation, cellular component: cytoplasm.
AGAUGUAGAAGUGUGUGACUGACGGCGUUGUGUGUGUUGGAGAGAUCUCGCGCAGGUCUAAUAUCUGAAUAUGAUCAGAGCUGCAUAUAAAGCAUGUCUGAUCGGAGGAAGCAGUGAGUGUAGGAGGGCUCUCGGUUUGGGCUGAGAGACAGAGACAGAGGACACCACAGAUGUGCUGCACUGAUCUUCGAGCGAGUAAUGAGUGUGUGAAGCGUUACUACAGCGUGGUUCUGUUUUGGUCCAGACCCACAGAGACCGAGAGGGACAUCCCCUUGAGCUGCAGGUGUUGAGCUCUGCUCCCGAGGCGAGAAGAUGCUGCAGCAGAUAUUGUCUGACAUGUUCAUCGAGCCCGAGCUGCUGGCCGAGCUGAACGAGGAACAGAAACAGAUUCUGUUCUUUAAGAUGAGAGAAGAACAGAUCCGCAGAUGGAGAGAAAGAGAGGCGCAGCUGGAGAAGGAGGAAGCUGCACGUGUCAAAGUCAAAAAAGUUUCAGGAAAGUCUGUGUCGUGGAUGAAGGGUCUGGAUGAGGAUGUGUGGGUUUGGGUGAUGGGAGAGCAUCCUGAAGACAAACCCUACGAUCAAAUCUGUGACGAGAUCAUGGGCGAGAGAGCAGCGCUGCAGGCUCAGAGAGAGGCCGAGAAGCUCCGGGCUAAGAAAGAGGCUGAGCUGGAGAAGCGCUUCUCUGGGCUGUAUGUGGAUCCGGAGCAGACUGUGUUGUCAGAGCAGGAGAUCCAGCGGAGGAGAGCGGAGGAGGAACUCAAGACACUGGAGCUGGAGGAGAGGCGUAAGGCCGAGGAGGAGCUGAGGAGGCUGGAGCAGGAGAGGAAACAGCAGAUUUACAUCAGUCUGAAGGAGGUGCAGAGCAGGAAACACACUCCAGAGGAGGAGGACAAGGAGUGGCAGAACACGUUGCAGAAGUCAAAAGCUGCAGACGUGCGCAGACGAUCUCUGGCCAAGCAGACUAUUGAGGACCACCGCAGGCGCUCGGUCAGAGCUCUGGAAAGAGGACGUGUAGCAGCCAUGACAAAGGCCUUUGGCAGCACAGAUCCAGCCCCUGCACCCAAACCCAGAAACACCAGCAACAACAGCAAAGCUAUCAGCCGGAAGGGUGGCAUGCGGCGCUCGCUGUCAGCGUCUAGUCGAGAUCAUAUUAUUCGCUGGUUCAAAGAGGAACAGCUGCCGCUCCGAGCCGGAUUCCAGCGCGACCAGAGCCGGAUCGCACCCUGGUUUCACGGAAUCAUCUCCCGUGAAGAGGCAGAGGCGCUGCUGGAGGACGGCGAGCCCGGGCUCUUCCUGGUGCGUGUCAGCGAAAGGGUCUUUGGUUAUGUGCUUUCCUACAGAUCCAGUGAGGGAGUCAAGCACCUGCUGAUCGAUGCUUCAGAGAGCUGCUACAUGCUGCUGGGAGACCAGAUCAGAUUCAGCUCGCUCACUGAACUGCUGGAAUAUCAUCAGGUGGAGCCGCUGAGCUCGUCUGGAGCGGAGGAGUAUCUGCGGAGAGCGUGUGGACAGAAAGCAGCUCCAGCGGAUUACACCGAUCUCUUCAGCUGAACACAGCACUGGCUCGGCUGCAUCAUGAUGCUGUUUAUAGGCACCGUCACGCUUCAUGAGCACAUUUUAUCUGGAGUUUAAAUCAAACAUUAGCCACCCUAAAGCAUGAGACUGUUGCUUUGUGUAACAGAGCGGAUGAAACAUGAAGUGAAACUGAGAAGUCUAUUUUUAUAAGACAGAGUACCUUAUGCAUUUCAGAUUUUGAUAUGACAAGCGGACUCUGCUUUUUAUUCUGUACUAACCAGCCGGUCAGUUAAAAACAAACCCACUGUCACAGAUGUUACUGGAGAUUAUGGAAAGUGUGAAAUCAUCAUGAUGUACGAUGAAGCAAACAUUAUUUUUAUUACAACACAUGUAGUUUUGCUCCUCU